UCAGCAUCCCUUGCUCCACUUGCCCUGCUCCCAGGGACACGGGCUGAGCUCCCCAGCAUCCUCCCGCUGGGGCAGCACGAUGGAGGUGGUCCUGCUCCACGGGCUGCUGCUCCUCUUCCCCUUGGCAGCCCUGCUGCUUUACCGGUACAAUGCCACCUUCCACUACUUCUGCAAGGUGGCCUUCUUCAACUGCUGGAUUGUGGCCAUGGCCACCCUCCUGUCCCCCUUUGCGGCUCUUCGGGGACGCUCCGUGGAGAACAUGAAGCUUCUGCGUGCCGCGAUCCUACCCCUCAAACACUUCUACGGCAUCAAGAUGCAGGUGUGGGGCUCUGAGCAUCUGAACAUCAAGGAGCCUUAUGUGAUAGUUUGCAACCACCAAUCUUCUCUUGACCUCAUGGGCAUGGUGGAGGUCAUUCCUGACCGCUGUGUGCCCAUCGCCAAGAAGGAGAUCAUGUACAUGGGCACCGUGGGGUGGGCCUGCUGGCUCAGUGGCAUCAUCUUCAUCGACCGCCACAAAAGAGAAGAUGCAAUCAAUGUCAUCUCCCAGACGGCCAGGAUCAUGCGGCGUGAAAAUCUCCGAGUGUUGAUUUUCCCUGAAGGCACGAGGAACCAGGACAAAUCCAUGCUGCCCUUCAAGCGUGGGGCUUUCCACUUGGCUGUUCAGGCUCAGGUUCCCAUUUUCCCCAUCGUGAUCUCCCCAUACUGGGACUUUUUCAGCUCCAAGGAUAAGAAAUUCACCUCCGGGACGUGCACCAUCCGAAUCCUCCCCAAAGUAGAAACCCAGGGCCUGAGCCCAAAGGAUGUCCCCGAACUGACAGAGACUGUCCGCCAGGUCAUGGCUGAUGCCCUCACUGAGAUGUCUGCAAAUCACUGUGGGGACCAGCGUGCUGAGCAGCCUCCGCUCCCACGCUGUGCUGGGACCGGUGCUGGCAGGGGGACGGGCAGCCCGCAGUGUGAGGAAGACACAACCGGGACCAGCAAUUAGGCAGAGGG
Messenger RNA from Aquila chrysaetos chrysaetos, 993 nucleotides. Its product is annotated as 1-acyl-sn-glycerol-3-phosphate acyltransferase alpha-like. Gene Ontology annotation, molecular function: 1-acylglycerol-3-phosphate O-acyltransferase activity. Bases 80 to 985 code for a protein of 301 amino acids. Gene Ontology annotation, biological process: phosphatidic acid biosynthetic process. The record is from RefSeq and is a predicted model, not a curated record. Lineage: Eukaryota; Metazoa; Chordata; Aves; Accipitriformes; Accipitridae. The transcript has 6 exons. Gene Ontology annotation, cellular component: endoplasmic reticulum; membrane.